Molecule: messenger RNA, 4246 nt
Organism: Lotus japonicus
Lineage: Eukaryota; Viridiplantae; Streptophyta; Magnoliopsida; Fabales; Fabaceae
Exons: 6
Coding region: 337-3756 (1139 amino acids)
Biological process (GO): DNA integration
Molecular function (GO): nucleic acid binding; zinc ion binding
Source: RefSeq, a predicted model, not a curated record
GCUAGCAUUCCAAUUUAUUUUCUUCUUUCUGUUUGUUCUUGAAUUCUUCUUUAGUCUCUAAAUAUUUGGAGUCCUUUCCAUUUCUGUGGUGAUUUUGUCUUGUCUUCUUUUGUUUCAUAUUCUAAAGUCUAUUCUAAUCUGUGUGACUCUACACAAAUUUGGUGGCAUAAUUCUUUGUGUGUCUUAACUUUGAUUUACUCAAGAGAUUGUGAGAAUUUUUGAGUGGAAAAAGGCAAGAGUGCACAUCAUAGAAAAGCCAAUUUGAGGGAAACACGAGAGAAGUGAGGUAAACACUAACAUUUGUUUGUUCUACUUGAAUCUUUUCAUUUGUCAAAGAUGUCAGGAGAAGAGGAGGAGCAACCAGCAGUGCGACUCUCGACCAUCGAAAUGCGGGCUCUUACACAACAUCUGGAAAACUUAAUGAGGAGGCAAACUGAAGAGAUCCACGAAAGGCUGGAUCAAAUGGAGAACCGGAACAAUAGUGACAGUGAAGGCGGGAGGCCACGACGAAUUCAUGAAAAUCCUAGACCUGCUCGGAUUGAAGGAGUCAAAUUCCAAAUUCCUCCUUUUAAGGGAAAGAGUGAUCCAGAGGCAUACUUGGAGUGGGAACUCAAAAUAGAGCAUGUCUUUGCUUGCAACAACUAUGAGGAGGACCAAAAGGUGAAACUUGCAGCUGCUCACUUUUCAGACUAUGCUCUUGUUUGGUGGAAUAAGUUUGCAAAAGAGAGAUUGAGAAAUGAGGAGCCAGCGGUGGAAACAUGGGCUGAAAUGAAACGAAUCAUGAGGAAAAGAUAUGUCCCUUCAAGCCAUGCUAGGGAUGUAAAAUUUAAACUUCAAAAACUUACCCAAGGCAGCAAGAGUGUUGAGGAGUAUUACAAAGAACUUGAGGUGCUUAUGUUGCAAGCCAAUCUUGAGGAGGAUGAAGAGGUAACCAUGAUUCGAUUUAUUAAUGGUCUAUCUAAUGAUGUUAGAGAUAUUGUAGAACUUCAGGAAUAUGUAGACAUGGAAGAAUUGCUGCACAAGGCCACUAAAGUUGAGCAACAACUCAAAAGGAAAGGGCUUGCAAGGAAGAGUUCUACCAAUUCCAAUUCAUCUUGGAGAGACAGAAUGAAGAAUGAAGGGCCGAGCACCCUUAGCAAACCAGCCACCAAACCACAAGCUUCAGCUUCUUCAAAACCUCUUGAACAACCAUCCAAAAAGAGCAAAGAGGUCAAGUGCUUCAAAUGCCAAGGUAUGGGACAUUAUGCUUAUGAAUGUGCCUCCAAAAAGACCAUGAUUCUUAAGGAUGAUGGAGACUACACCAGUGAGUCCGAAGGAGAACAAAGUGAAGAAGAAGAGGAGGCAGCCAUGAAUGGUGAACUGUUGAUGAUCCGAAGAAUGCUUGGUAGCCAACAAAAGCCAAAGAAAGAAAGCCAAAGAGAGAAUAUCUUUCACACAAGAUGUUCUGUCAAUGGGCAGAUUUGCUUGAUGAUUGUUGAUGGCGGAAGCUGUACUAAUGUGGCUAGUGAAAGAAUGGUGGAGAAGCUGAACCUGGUCACAAAACCACAUCCUUGGCCAUACAAACUUCAAUGGCUCAGCCACUAUGGAGAAAUACAAGUAAGUAAGCAAGUUGAAGUUGACUUUUCCAUUGGCAAAUACAGGGAUAAGGUUCUUUGUGAUGUUGUUCCCAUGGAGGCUAGUCACAUACUGCUGGGAAGACCAUGGCAAUAUGACACCAAGGAUUAUGAGGAUGUGUUUCCAACAAGUGUUCCAAGUGGUCUACCACCACUGAGAGGAAUUGAGCAUCAAAUUGAUCUCAUUCCGGGAGCUUCUUUGCCUAAUAGGCCAGCAUAUAGAAGCAACCCACAAGAAACCACUGAAAUUCAAAGACAAGUGGAAGAACUCUUGAACAAAGGGUGGGUAAGAAAUAGCAUGAGUCCUUGUGCUGUACCGGUGAUUUUGGUACCAAAGAAAGAUGGGACUUGGAGAUUUGUUGUGAGUUCGAAAGGAGUGCAGGUUGAUGAGGAAAAGAUCAAAGCCAUUCAAGAGUGGCCCACUCCUAAAUCCGUGGGUGAUGUAAGAAGUUUUCAUGGCUUGGCCAGUUUCUACAGGAGGUUUGUAAAGGACUUUAGUACCUUGGCAGCACCCCUAAAUGAAGUGGUGAAAAAGAAUGUGGGUUUUCAUUGGGGAAAGAAUCAAGAAGAGGCCUUUGCUGCCCUAAAGCAUAAGCUUACCCAUGCACCUAUACUUGCUUUACCUAACUUUGCUAAAUCUUUUGAACUUGAAUGUGAUGCUUCAAAUGUAGGUAUUGGAGCUGUGUUGCUUCAAGAAGGCCACCCAAUUGCUUAUUUUAGUGAAAAGUUAAGCGGAGCUGCCCUUAACUAUUCUACUUAUGAUAAGGAAUUGUAUGCUUUGGUGAGAGCUUUGAAGACCUGGCAGCAUUAUCUUUUGCCCAAGGAAUUCGUGAUUCAUAGUGAUCAUGAGUCGCUGAAAUACUUGAAGGGGCAAGGUAAGUUGAACAAAAGGCAUGCCAAAUGGGUUGAAUUUUUGGAACAAUUUCCCUAUGUCAUAAAACACAAAAAGGGGAAAAGUAACAUUGUGGCUGAUGCUUUAUCCAGGAGACACGUGCACAAUGGAUUUUUAUUUAAGGAAAACAGGUUGUGUGUGCCUAAAAGUUCCAUUAGAGAACUGCUUGUUAAAGAAUCCCAUGCUGGGGGACUAAUGGGUCAUUUUGGAGUCCAAAAGACUCUAGAAACUUUACAGGAACAUUUCUAUUGGCCCAAAAUGAAACAUGAUGUGAUCAAGUUUUGUGAACAUUGCAUUGUUUGCAAGAAGGCUAAGUCUAAGGUGAUGCCACAUGGUUUGUAUACUUCUUUGCCAAUCCCUGAAUACCCUUGGGUUGACUUGUCUAUGGACUUUGUUUUAGGCCUCCCUAGAACAAAGAAUGGUAAGGAUUCCAUUUUUGUGGUUGUUGAUAGGUUUUCAAAAAUGGCUCACUUUAUUCCUUGCAGGAAAGCUGAUGAUGCUUGUCACGUUGCUGAUUUGUUCUUUAAAGAAGUUGUAAGACUUCAUGGGAUGCCUAGAAGCAUAGUUAGUGAUAGGGACACCAAGUUCCUAAGUCACUUCUGGAGGACUUUAUGGGGGAAGUUAGGCACCAAACUUUUGUUCUCUACCACUUGCCACCCACAAACUGAUGGGCAAACUGAGGUGGUUAAUAGGACCCUAGGCACCUUGCUUAGGACUGUCCUUAAGGCCAAUUUAAAGGCUUGGGAGGCGUGUUUGCCUCAUGUUGAAUUUGCUUACAAUAGGGCUGUCCAUAGCACUACCAAUUGCUCUCCAUUUGAAGUAGUGUAUGGAUUUAACCCUUUGACUCCUCUUGAUUUGUUGCCUAUGCCUAACAUUUCGGUGCACAUGAGGAAGGAAAGGUUUCCAGAACAAAGGAAAUCCAAACUCCAACCUAGAGGGGAUGGACCUUUUCAAGUGCUUGAGAGAAUCAAUAACAAUGCCUACAAAAUAGAGCUUCCAGAUGGCGGAGAAUUUGAUUUGAGGUCAAAUCCUUUUCAAGAGGGAGGGAAUGAUGAGGACAAGGACAAGGACAAGGGUCAUGGAGCCCUAAAAGGACUUGGAGGACCAAUGACAAGGGCUAGAGCUAAAAAGGCCAAAGAGACUCUUCAGCAAGUAGUGGCAACCAUUCUUGAAGACAAAGUGGUAGAAGAGAUGGAACCAAAAAUCAUGAUGAUCAUUCAGGCCCAAGAAGAAGAGCCAGCCCACGCAUAGGGGCUGCCAUGUGAUGUUCUGUUUUAUUUUAUUUCAAUAAAAAUGCAAAGGACCAAUUGAAUAAGUUGGAUCCAAAUGCAUUAUGUUGCUGAAUUUUAUUUUAGUGUGUUUAAUCCACUUCAAGUGGUGUGUGUUUGCAUGUGGCGCAUGAAGGGCUUAAAGGGAGGGAUCCAUUCCUUUCUUAAAACUCUUUGAAUGUGUUUGAAUUUCAAUAAGUUCUGAAUGGAGGAGUUACAUCAGCAAAGUCAAAGGAUUGAAGAGCUUUCAAAGCCAAGAAUGGAGUUACAAAGAAAGGGAAAUUAAGUUCAUAAAGAGCAUUGAAUGCUAUAUUCCCUGGUCAGAAUAACAAUCAAGAAAGGGAGUUACAUGAAGCAAUCAGCCACUAAAAACACGUUCAGGGCUGAAGCAUAUCACUAUCUUCCUCUUUUAAUUUGUAACUCCUAGCCUAGGAUUCUUCUAGAGAAAUUACACCUCAUCAUUUUUUUGUAAC